AUGGCAGGGGUUGGUAUGGCUCCAUGCCCCCCGAUCCGAGGCGCCCUAGGCGGCCUUUUUGCCAGAAAUAACUCUCGCUUUGCUACAAGCCAGGACCAACCCGCCAGUACCGAGAAAACACCUGCUUCAGUGCUCAAGCACAUCGUCAACUUUUUCAAGUGCAACGUAAAGGGAGAGAAGCAGCCGCUCUCAGAGAAAGUAUGUGAUCGACUUACCUACAUGCCCAAGUUCAAAAGGCACCCAGAGCCCAAGAGGCACCCAAAGCCCAACGCCGCUGCCAACUCUCGCAAGCUGAAUCUCGAGAUUGCCCUCUGCUUUCAGAGACUCAAGAAGCAUAUGAAGAAAAACAAUGCUCGGCAAAGCUCUGAACCACUCUUGGUCCCGGCCGAGCAAGGCCAAUCUUCCACACCCGACAGCGCCACCUCCACCCAGCCCAAUGUGUUUGUUCUGGAGGGCCAUAACGAUGAUCCGAUAUGGUUUGAUCAAGUGAGGCCCGAAGGUGCGAUCGACAAGAGCAUGAAGGUGUCCGAUAUGGCAAAGGCAAAUGUCGUUCUGCUUACCGUGGGAUCAGUGAACGAUCCACUCCUAACUAAGCGACUGUCUGAAAUACCGGAUGAAAAGUCCAGAGUUAUUGUCGCUUCACGCAACUUCCGGCUUAAGGGAGUCCCAAACGACCGCUGCGCCAUUGUCACAGCUAAUCCUUCGGCCGAUUUUGACGGGACCUCGGCUAUCGACAUCUCGACCAGAGUUGAAUUACCAUGCUUCCCUGCAUCAAACUUCUCGAUCGGCAUUGUUGCGAACGAUCCGCAGACGGCACUCGACUGGGUCAACCACCGGCGUGACAUUCCAGAAACCCUGCAGGUAGGUGAUCAUAGGAUCACCCUCAUCACGAACCACAACCCUGAGCACGGCAGUCCAGUGGAUGGAUACAUCGUUAUCGCAGAAGACAACUACGAUACAAUCGCGCUGCCUGAUGAUCCUCGCCCCAUAGUAGGGGUGUACAAGGAUCCAGACAUGGAUGCGCUCACGCAACUGCCGGGUGCAACAAGAACCAUCCCAAUGGCCGUCUGCCUUUCGGACCCAGUGCCUGCUCUGCUAAAGCGUAUCAUCUUCCGGAAGCUUGUGGAGAAACAAAGGCUUGACAGAAACUCACUUGACCGAGUUGCACGUUCCAUCAACACGCAGUCACCGAUGCCCACCAUCAGCGAAUAG
Messenger RNA from Clonostachys rhizophaga, 1212 nucleotides. NCBI's taxonomy places the organism in Eukaryota, Fungi, Ascomycota, Sordariomycetes, Hypocreales, Bionectriaceae. The record is from the annotation of a GenBank genome assembly.